Molecule: messenger RNA, 2999 nt
Organism: Nicotiana tabacum (common tobacco)
Lineage: Eukaryota; Viridiplantae; Streptophyta; Magnoliopsida; Solanales; Solanaceae
Product: potassium channel AKT1-like
Biological process (GO): potassium ion transport; transmembrane transport
Cellular component (GO): membrane
Molecular function (GO): voltage-gated potassium channel activity; protein binding
Source: RefSeq, a predicted model, not a curated record
AGAUGACGGCAAUCUAAUAAAAACCCCAGAAAAGGUGGUGGAAGAGCCCGGCGGCCGGUGGUGGUCGGGCAAAGAAGGAUAUAUAGAUAACAUAGCCGCCAAUUUUUUAGUAUGAGAAUGGGCAAAGAAAAAUGGGCAGAAAAGAUGUGUGGAUUCAUUAAUGAGAAGGAAAUAGAAAGAGAGAAUUAUAUAGAUGAUAAAAGCUCCCACUAUAGUAUUACUAGUGGAAUUCUUCCUUCUCUUGGCGCCCAUCAUAGUAAUCGCAGAAUUAAACUCCGUCGCUACAUUAUCUCCCCCUCCAAUCCCCGUUACAGGGCUUGGGAUGCAUUUCUGGUGCUUCUCGUGUUCUACACAGCAUGGGCGUCGCCUUUUCAGUUUGGAUUUCUGGACAGACCUCGAGGACCUAUUGCCAUCAUAGAUAACAUAGUUAACGGAUUUUUUGCCUUUGAUAUUAUCCUGACAUUCUUUGUUGCCUAUCUUGAUAAAUCAACUUACAGUAUGAUUGAUGACCCAAAGUUGAUCGCUUGGAGGUAUACCAGAUCUGGGUUUAUUUUUGAUGUGAUAUCCACUGUCCCAUCGGAACUUGUUCGGAAAGCAUUGCCCCACUCUUUUCAAUCAUAUGGAUACUUCAGUAUGCUUCGUCUCUGGCGUCUUAGAAGAGCCAGUGCCAUGUUUGCGAGAUUGGAGAAAAACAGGAAGUUCAGUUACUUUGGGGUUCGAGUACUGAAGCUUAUAUGUGUGACUCUUUUCGCAGUUCAUUGUGCUGGCUGUUUCUACUAUCUUCUUGCUGCUCGGAAAAAAGACCCAAGUAAAACAUGGCUUUCACUUGCCAUGGAAAAUUUUCAUGACAGGAGCAUCUGGGAUCUCUAUGUAAUGUGUAUAUAUUGGUCCAUUACAACGCUUACAACAACUGGCUAUGGGGAUUUGCAUGCUGUUGCUACAGAGGAGAUGAUAUUUACCAUGAUUUACAUGCUAUUUGACCUCGGGUUGACUGCUUAUCUCAUUGGAAACAUGACCAACUUAGUUGUCCAUGGAACCAGUAAGACUAGGAAAUUUAGGGAUACCAUUCAAGCUGCUUCAAGCUUUGCACAAAGGAAUAAUUUGCCGGUUCGCCUUCAAGAUCAGAUGCUAUCUCACUUGUGUUUGAGGUACAGAACAGACUCGGAAGGUCUGCAACAACAAGAAACUCUUGAAACACUACCCAAAGCUAUUCGAUCUAGCAUUUCACAUUAUCUGUUCUAUUCACUUGUGGAUAAGGUGUACUUAUUCCAUGGUGUAUCAAAUGACUUACUUUUUCAACUGGUCUCUGAGAUGAAAGCCGAGUAUUUUCCCCCAAGAGAGGAUGUCAUUUUGCAGAAUGAAGCACCAACAGAUUUUUAUAUUCUGGUAACUGGAGCAAUGGAACUUAUUUCACACAGGAAUGGGAUGGAACAUGUGGUUGGCGAGUUAAAGGCAGGGGACGUUUGUGGAGAAGUAGGUGUCCUUUGCUAUAGACCUCAAUUUUUUACCGUUCGAACCAAAAGAACAUCCCAACUGCUACGUUUGGAUCGUACUUCUUUUUUCAACAUCGUUAAAGCAAAUAUUGGAGAUGGGACAAUAAUCAUGAACAAUAUCCUUCAGCAUUUGAAAGAGCGAAGGGACCCAAUGAUGACAGCAGUAUUAGCAGAUAUAGAACACAUGUUGACUCAGGGAAGAAUGGACAUACCUCUCAGCUUAUGUUUUGCAGCAAACAGAGGAGAUGAUCUUUUGUUGUGCCAAUUGCUUAAAAGGGGUACCGAUCCUAAUGAAUCUGAUAACAACGGGCGUACAGCGUUGCAUAUAGCAGCUUCAAAUGGAAAUGUUGAAUGUAUUCUUCUACUUCUCGACUUUGGAGCAGAUCCAAAUAAAAAAGAUUCUGAAGGAAAUGUUCCAUUGUGGGAUGCAAUGGUGGGGAAGCACGAAGCUGCAAUAAAAUUGCUUGUGGACAACGGUGCAAAGAUAUCUUCAGGAGAUGUAGGUCAGUUUGCUUGCUUUGCGGUGGAGCAAGGCAGCCUAGACUUGCUCAAGGAGAUUAUCAAGUAUGGAGGUGAUGUCACCCUUCUUAACAGCCUAGGCACGACCGCAAUGCACACUGCUAUUUCUGAGGAGAAUGUGGAAAUAGUUAAAUACCUACUGGAACAAGGAACUGACAUUGAUAAACCAGAUGUUCACGGUUGGACACCAAGAGCAUUGGCUGAAUAUCAGGGCCACGAAGAGAUAAAGGAGCUUUUCAACUUGAUGCAACCAAGUAGUAAUAAAGAAGCCAAUGUCUCUCCUCCUGAAAUGCCUGAUGCUCCCUACCUUAAGAAGUAUCAGAGCGACCCCAUGAUUUGCGUCUCAACUCCUGUGGAAACACCAUUACUAGCUAGAGAAAAUGGCUCGUCCAAUGGCAGGUUGAGGAGAAGGGCUAGUUUCUAUCAGAAUUCACUGAUGGGAUUUAUGUCAGCACGCCAGAGACACCAUGAAGGAGGAGGUGACCUUAGUUAUUCUUCAACUAAAGUUGCAAAUGCAAGAAUUCUAGACAGAAUAACCAUCAGUUGUCCAGAGAAAGGUGAUAUAGGUGGAAGGGUUGUGCUUUUGCCGAAUUCAGUUCAAGAGCUACUUGAUAUUGGUGCUAAAAAAUUUGGUAUCUCUCUCACGAAAGUACUAACUGAAGAUGGCGCACUUAUUGAAGACAUUGCUGUGAUUAGAGAUGGAGAUCAUCUAGUUCUUGCUGGUGAUGGUACUUCAGAAAAUUAAACAUAGCUCAUCAUUUCAAACAAUGAUGUUUCAGAAAUGGAUCUGAUUGAUUUUGAGCUUAUUCUCUCAUGGAAUGCAUACUUGGUAUUGUAACUGAAGAAUUGACAAAAAAUACACUGUGAAGUUAGCGACAAAUGUAGGGUGGGUUAAACCAAACUCAUUAUUUUUUGCUCGAACUAUGUAUACAUAUGUAAAAAGACUAAAAAUGCGUACAUAUUAUAAUAUCACAUUCAUUUUGAGCC